Molecule: messenger RNA, 1655 nt
Organism: Mixia osmundae IAM 14324
Lineage: Eukaryota; Fungi; Basidiomycota; Mixiomycetes; Mixiales; Mixiaceae
Exons: 2
Coding region: 114-1457 (447 amino acids)
Biological process (GO): protein targeting to vacuole; retrograde transport, endosome to Golgi
Cellular component (GO): endosome
Molecular function (GO): phosphatidylinositol-3-phosphate binding
Source: RefSeq, a predicted model, not a curated record
AGCUCAGCCUGACGCCGGGCUCGCUCGUACUCGCUCGAGCUUGCGCGCCUCGACGACUUGCCGACUUGCCAUCCGCUGUCAGCCCCUCUGUGAGCGCUCUGCCGGCUCGCACGAUGUCAGAUGGAGAGGCAGACGACAGCACGGGUCCCCUCGCACACCGAGCCGACACUUCAGCAGAGAGCAACGACCCUUGGACACGUUCGGCAGGCCCGAGCCAGUCUGACGCCGCCGAGCUUUACUCGGGCUAUCCUGUGACGCCGACGCCCGACAGGGAGAGCUACGACCCGCUCGCUGCUUGGGAGACCGACGAUAGCUCGGGUGAUCCGGGCAAGGUCACCGUCGUACUCGAGGAUGACCUUCAAGGGUCCUGGCUCGGGAAAUAUCAAGUCUACCGGCUCACUCGCUCGACGACGGGCCAAAUCAUCCGAAGGCGGUACUCCGACUUUGCCUGGCUCAACGACUGCCUGCUCGCGAGGUACCCGUUCAGAUUGCUGCCCAGCCUGCCCCCCAAGAGACUCGCUGUCUCUGGCACCCAGCUCGCGACUGAUCAGGCAUUCAUGGACAAGCGCCGCCGCGGUCUCCAGCGCUACAGUAACGCCGCACUCGCCCAUCCCGUCCUCAGGAGGGACGGCUUGCUCCAGACCUUUUUCUCCACCGAAGUGGCCGAUCUUGCAGCCUGGCGAAAGAGUACGCCUUUCACACUGCAAGAGGAAUCCGUAGAGCGCCCCCUUGCAGCCGGCACGAGGGAGGAGAGCGUUCCCACCGAUCUCGAUGACCGUCUGGCUGCACUCAAGUCUGUCUUGCCUGGCCUCUUGGCUGCAUGGACGCGCGUCAUGGCUGCUCUCGAGACGCUCGCGGCACAACAGCGAGCCGAAAUGGCCGAACAGACCAAGGCAGAGGAAGGCCUCCGCGCUACACUAGACGCUCUGCGGUCAGACGAAUUAGCCGCCAACGUCAGCCAACCACUGCUACAGCCGGUCAGCACGCCCAUACUCGCACUGGCCGAUGCGCUCGGUGCAAGCGCGCAAGUCACCACCGAUCACUUGCACAGACAGACGGAAGAAGCGCUACAGAACCUGAAAGCCCACAGAGAGCUCUUCACAGGCUUCCGCCUCUUGCUCUUGCGUCAGGAUAGACUCUCGCCCGACAACGUUGCGACCCUGAAGCGGCAGAUUGCCUGGGCGACGAAGAGAUCGCAAAAGGCGCAAGAGCAGCGAAAGCCAGGCUACGAAGCAGAGACGCAAAAGUAUUACGACAUCAUCGAAAAGGACCAGAAGACCAUCGAUGUCCUCCUCAAGCGACGGAUCUACAUUCGCUUCUGCAUGUGGCAAGAGAUACUCUACCUCUUCAGGCGAGUCGCGCUCGUCGGAGACUCAGUCAAGCCGAUGGCAUCGCUCAAUCACGCACUUUACGAACGACUGACGGCCAUCUACGGUCAAAUCGAGAAUGCAUUCUAGCGAUUCAUCGCUUCCACCCGCCCGUGGAGAGUGAGUCUGGAACGGCACCGUGACAUGUGCCGCCUUCCUUCGUGCUCGCUGUCAGCUCGAUGACGAUCGUGCUGUUCUUGACGAAGACGUCGCGGAAAUCGACGAAGCAUGUCGAAGGCUGAGCUUGUCCGUUGAUCGUUAUCGAUCUGACAUACAGUUUCGCGUCCA